AUAGCACACUCAACGCCCAGCAUGUCGGAGAGGAGGAGCCAUCGCCGGUCCUCCAGGGCUGGUGGCCGGGGGCGGACCCGCUCUCGCACCGUCCGAGCGGAGCUUUCGUUUUCGGUGAGCCAGGUGGAGCGCGGUCUACGGGAGGGCCACUACGCUCAGCGCCUGAGUCCCACGGCGCCGGUCUACCUCGCUGCGGUUAUCGAGUACCUGACGGCCAAGGUCCUGGAGCUGGCGGGCAACGAGGCCCAGAACAACGGAGAGAGGAACAUCACUCCACUGCUGCUGGACAUGGCGGUUCACAACAACAGGCUGCUGAGCACCCUUUUUGACACAACCACCAUCUCUCAAGUGGCCCCCGGCGGGGACUAGCUUCUGACGCCCGGCCCCUGGGACCUGGCAGGUCCACUCGUCCACCCACCCAGCCCCAAACUCCCCGGCCUCAAAUCCCCCGGCCCGAACCCCCGGCCUUAAAUCAACCCCCACCACCCGGGCCCCAAAGUCUUGGGUCUUCAUUAAUUCUGUCAAUAAAAUGUUUAAAGGAA
Macaca mulatta (Rhesus monkey) is the source of this 542-nucleotide messenger RNA. RefSeq names its product H2A.B variant histone 2 (gene H2AB2). The record is from RefSeq and is a predicted model, not a curated record. Gene Ontology annotation, molecular function: DNA binding; protein heterodimerization activity; structural constituent of chromatin. Gene Ontology annotation, cellular component: nucleosome. NCBI's taxonomy places the organism in Eukaryota, Metazoa, Chordata, Mammalia, Primates, Cercopithecidae.